AUGACGGACAUCAAGUAUAUGUUAUUGGUCUCGCGCCAGGGAAAAUCGCGGCUUAUGAAGUGGUAUAGCGUAUACACUGCAAAAGAAAAGGCAAAAAUCAUCAGAGAACUCACCACCGCGGUGCUUUCACGUAAACCUAAGAUGUGUAAUAUAUUAGAAUACCAGGACCACAAAGUCGUAUACAAAAGAUAUGCUAGUCUUUAUUUCAUCUGUGGGAUCAAUGCGGACACGGAUAAUGAACUUUUGACGCUGGAAAUUAUUCAUAGGUUUGUCGAGACAAUGGAUGCGUAUUUCAACAACGUUUGCGAAUUGGACAUAAUCUUCAACUUCAACAAGGCAUAUAAUAUUUUGGACGAAGUGCUAAUGUGUGAUGGAUCAAUUACUGAAACGAGUAAACAAGACAUUUUGAGACACAUAGCUACCAUGGACACCUUAGAAACAAGUGAUAAUCUGAACAAGGUUUUGAGUUAA
Molecule: messenger RNA, 471 nt
Organism: Lachancea fermentati
Lineage: Eukaryota; Fungi; Ascomycota; Saccharomycetes; Saccharomycetales; Saccharomycetaceae
Source: the annotation of a GenBank genome assembly